AAUACAACUGCUCAUGUGAGCUAUGUGACGCACGAGCCUCUUGAACAUAUGUGUUGUAAUGAAUCGAGCUGCAUUCCACAACACAAGUUUACACCAGUUGAUAUCUGCCGGGUUAAAGUUUGAAUUUACGGAUUUUUAAAAUCUAAGAUCCACCACAUGCACUGUUAUCAACGUGUUCAUUGGACUUGCUCUACAUACCUGUCCACACAAUAUCAACUCUUUCACGGAUAAUUAGGAGGAAUAACACAAAAUGCCAAAAAUCCUAGGAAUAGAUUUUGCACCCCUCCACAUUCCCAUGGAGCGGCGUCUACAGACGUUAGCGGUUCAGCAGUGGACGUUUUCGUUUUUGUUCCUAGGCUUUGGGUGUCUGUUUAUCAUGAUUUACCUCUUAUUUACUUCAUUGUACUGGAUCCCUUUAAUAUAUCUUGCCUACUACAUUUACGACAGAAAGAAAGCUGCUCGAGGCGGGCGCAGGUGGCAAUGGAUUCGAGAAUGGACAUUGUGGAGAUACUUUCAGCAAUACUUCCCAAUAAAUUUGAUAAAAACUGUAGAUCUGGAUCCUAAUAAGAACUAUAUCAUGGGGUUUCAUCCCCAUGGAAUACUCAGCGUAAGCGCCUUCUGUCAUUUUGCCACAGAAGGAUCAAGAUGGAGUAAGAUAUUUCCGGGUAUUACUCCUUACUUAUUGGUACUUCCGGGCCAUUUCAUGUUCCCCGUAUAUAGAGAUUAUUUCAUGUCUGGUGGAGCGGUUGAAUCUACAUCAGAGAGUAUGAAAUUUCUUCUGACAAGACAUGGACCUGGAAACGCCCUUGGUCUUGUGGUGGGUGGGGCAUUAGAAGCAUUGGAGGCAUUUCCAGGAAAGUUUAAUUUGAAACUCGCGAAGAAGAAGGGCUUCAUCAAAAUGGCACUUAGGACUGGGGCAUGCUUAGUUCCAAUGUUCUCUUUUGGGGAGCAUGAAUUGUUUGUGCAAGCGGAAAAUCCACAGGGAUCCCGAUUAAGAAAUAUCCAGAACUGGUUAACCAAAUACACUGGAUUCUCUCCCCCUGUUUUCCACGGAAGAGGGAUGUUGAACUAUACCUUUGGUCUAGUCCCAUACAGAAUUCCCGUCUACACAGUUGUUGGUGUUCCAAUCGAGGUUGAAAAAGACGAAAACCCAUCACAAGAGAAAAUCGAUGCGCUACAUAAACAGUACUUGGAGGAAUUAGAAAAACUAUUCGAGACACACAAAACAAAAUACGGUGUUCCUGAAGAUAAACACCUGCAUUUCAUAGAAUAAUUAUUCUAGUGAUGUUCAUCAAAGUAAAUUCUUGCCUCUAUGUAAGAAUUAUGUUCUAAAUAUUUGCUACAGUUUGUAUGCUGUUGUCGAACGCCAUAACCGUGUAAACUAAUUAAGGAUAUCUAUCCUUGACUGGUUAAAACCACACAAGUAUGACUGAAUUGAAUUCUGAUUCAUAUUUUUGGCUUGUGAAUAUAAAUAUUCUAAGGAUAAGAUCAAUUUGAACGUCCAUUCUUAAUUCAUUUAUGGGCAUGGAGCCAAUCUUAGCUUAACAAUUAUAUGCAUACAAUUUGUUUCAUAUUAUGUUAAUAGAUUUGUUAUGGACUAAUUACAACAUGUAUAUGAUAUUAAAAUGUUUUCCUUUUUA
Ostrea edulis (European flat oyster) is the source of this 1640-nucleotide messenger RNA. RefSeq names its product 2-acylglycerol O-acyltransferase 2-A-like. The record is from RefSeq and is a predicted model, not a curated record. Gene Ontology annotation, cellular component: endoplasmic reticulum membrane. Lineage: Eukaryota; Metazoa; Mollusca; Bivalvia; Ostreida; Ostreidae. The coding region runs from base 251 to 1273 and encodes 340 amino acids. Gene Ontology annotation, molecular function: diacylglycerol O-acyltransferase activity. The transcript has 5 exons. Gene Ontology annotation, biological process: triglyceride biosynthetic process.